GCGGGAGAGGUUGGGAGGGAGUGAGAGAGGGGAGAAACAUGGCCGACAGAGGCGGGGAGGCCGUGCUGGCGGGGCCGGACCUGGGCCCCGGUCCUGGGCUGGGCUCCGGCCACAACAACAACCCGCUGGCCAGGAAACUGAAUAAAAUCCUGGAGACCAGACUGGACAACGACAAAGAUAUGCUGGAGGCUCUUAAAGCUCUAUCCGUAUUCUUCACUGAAAACAGUUUACGUACCAGGAGGAAUCUCCGAGGAGACAUAGAACGGCGCAGCUUAUCCAUUAAUGAAGACUUUGUACGUGUUUUCAAGGAUGUCAAAGAGGAGCUGGAGAGUGUACACGAAGAUGUCCAGGCAAUGAGCGUCUGCUGUGAGGAUAUGACCAGUCGUUUGAAGACAGCAAAGGACCAGACCCAAGAUCUCAUCAUCAAAACUACCAAGCUUCAGGCUGAAAAUCAACGGCUUGAAAUCCGAGCCCAGGUGGCAGAUGCCUUCUUGUCCAAGUUUCAGCUGAGUCCGGAUGAACUAAAUGUCCUCCGAGGUACGAGAGAGGGACCGAUCACAGAGGACUUCUUUAAAGCUCUUGGAAGAGUGAAGCAGAUUCACAACGAUGUUAAGGUUCUGUUACGAACAAACCAGCAGACUGCAGGUCUGGAAAUUAUGGAACAAAUGGCCCUUCUCCAGGAGACGUCAUAUGAAAAGCUUUACAGGUGGGCACAAGGUGAAUGCAGAACUUUGACCCAGGAAUCCUGUGACAUUUCUACAGCACUAUCUCAGGCUAUGGAGGCUCUGCAAGACCGGCUGGUACUCUACAAGUAUAUACUGGAUGAAUUUGGCACAGCAAGAAGGAGUGCAGUGGUUCGUGGUUUUAUAGACGCUCUCACCAGAGGGGGAUCAGGCGGAAUGCCACGCCCAAUUGAAAUGCACGCUCAUGAUCCUUUAAGAUAUGUUGGUGACAUGCUGGCAUGGUUGCACCAGGCAACUGCUUCAGAGAAGGAACAUCUUGAAGCGUUACUUAAGCACGUGACUAUGCAAGGGGUGGAAGAUAACAUCCAGGAAGUAGUAGGACACAUCACUGAAGGAGUGUGCAGACCUUUAAAGGUCCGGAUUGAGCAGGUAAUUGUCGCAGAGCCAGGUGCGGUUUUACUAUACAAGGUCUCCAAUCUCCUCAAAUUUUACCACCACACUAUCAGCGGAAUUGUAGGAAAUUGUGCUGCCACUUUGCUGACAACUAUUGAAGAAAUGCACAUCUUAAGCAAAAAAAUGUUCUUCAACAGUCUGAGUCUUCACGCCAGCAAACUCAUGGACAAGGUUGAACUUCCACCGGCUGACCUGGGACCCACCACUGCACUGAACCACACCUUAUCCCUAUUGCGUGAGGUACUUUCCUCUCAUGAUUCCUCAGUUGUGCCACUGGAUGCACGGCAGGCAGACUUUGUCCAGGUGCUCUGCUGUAUAAUGGACCCUCUGUUACAGUUGUGCACUGUAUCAGCCAGCAACCUCGACACUGCAGACAUGGCAACCUACAUGGUGAACUCCCUGUACAUGAUGAAGACUACUUUGGCUCUCUUUGAAUUUACUGAUAAGCGGCUUGAGAUGCUUCAGUUUCAGAUUGAGGCCCACUUAGACACGUUAAUAAAUGAACAGGCAUCGUUCGUAUUAACAACAGGAUUGAGUCAUAUUUACAACAGCGUACAGCAGUACAAACCAGAACAGGGUCCCUUAUCUAACCUGCCUAAUGUGGACAGCGGAUCGCUAAAAGCUGCUAUGGUCCAAUUUGAUCGCUACCUGUCAUCACCAGAUAGUCUACUAAUGCCUCAACUGAAUUUUAUCUUGAGUGGGACAUUAAAGGAGCAAAUUUUCAAGCGAUCCACUGAGCUAGUGUGUGGCGCCUACAAUGACAUUUACACAGCAAUUAUCGAUCCAAACAAUCAGUACAAGGAACCAGCAUCGAUUCUGCACCGAUCUCCCCAGCAAGUGCAGACACUGCUCUCCUAAGCAGUAUCCUCGAACAAGGACUGCUGAUGUUUCCUGUCAUUUAUUGUAUAUUAUAUCUGGAUUUCUUUUUUUCAUUUAAUUUAUGAAAACUUGGGGUUUGUUACUUUAUGUAUAUUUGAUCUUUGCUUCCAUUUGUUUUGCAUCAAUUCAAUGGAACAGUUUUAACAUUAGGUCCAGCUUGGGAAAAUUCAUCUCCACCUUCACUUAAUCUUAAAUUGAUUUUAUUUUCAUUAAAUAAAUAUAUUGUGUAUGUGGGAAGGAUUCUGAUUGAUUGUUUUUUUCCAUCACUCACAUCAAACUGCUCUGAAGUUUGCAUACUACUAUUUUCCUGUCACCAGUUGUAUGAUGGUUUAGCAGAUUUCCACAGCCCCAGGUCAGUUCUGAAACCUGCAGCCCUAAAUUGGUUCAAACGUUUGAUCUUUCUUUUGCUGAGAUGUUACAGGGCUGACAACGACGCGUGUAUUUUUAUAGCACCCUUCGUGCCGGAUGGGGUCUCGGAGAGCUUACAGGCGUUACAAGCCUUUUAAAACAAGUUGAAAAUCAUUGAAUUAAAAAGGG
Messenger RNA from Callorhinchus milii (elephant shark), 2552 nucleotides. RefSeq names its product component of oligomeric golgi complex 6 (gene cog6). Gene Ontology annotation, biological process: intra-Golgi vesicle-mediated transport. The record is from RefSeq and is a predicted model, not a curated record. Lineage: Eukaryota; Metazoa; Chordata; Chondrichthyes; Chimaeriformes; Callorhinchidae. Gene Ontology annotation, cellular component: COG complex.